Messenger RNA from Colletotrichum truncatum, 870 nucleotides. RefSeq lists its product as uncharacterized. The record is from RefSeq and is a predicted model, not a curated record. NCBI's taxonomy places the organism in Eukaryota, Fungi, Ascomycota, Sordariomycetes, Glomerellales, Glomerellaceae.
AUGACUAGCCCAGUCUCGUCUAGCUCCUAUAAUAUCGUCGAUGACGAUGAAGACGAGGCUUGGGAGGAUAUCCCUUUGAAUGAGAUUGAUGAGGCUACCCAGGAAAACCUGGAUGGAGUUGAGGGCAUGCUCAACUUUGACGUUGACCUUGAUAACCAGUUGCCGACCAUUAAUGUUGCUGAGCAGUCGAAUGCGAUUAUCGACAAGAUGAUCCAGGAAAACCAGAUCCGAGAAUACCAGUUCUUCCGUGAUACCUGGGAGAUGACUCUUGAGAUACUUUACAUCAAGGUCAAGCGGCUGAACAGCAAUCCUGCCUUUACCCUAGCUGCGAUGGAGGAUUAUGGCUUCAUUCGACCUGGCUUUAAAUUUCCAGUAGCUGGCGACAUCUUCACCAAAGAGGAAGUGCUUCUUUGGUUUGCACUCGCCAAGUACUGGCACCUGAACCGCUUGUCUAAGAAGAAGAAGAUACGCCUGGUUCUUAAUUCUUCUGUCAAGAAGAAGAAGACCCAAUUCGCACUCGCGCACCGCCCAGCCAUCAAGAUUCAAGGAUCUCUCUUCACUACAGCUCAGCGCCGAUAUGCCUCCACUCCAAAGCCUUCAGUGAAGGCUAUGUUCUCUGAGAUCAGUGACUCGAUGAUCAAGAAAGGUGUUUGGGAGCUUCUGGGCCCUGCUGAAGUUUGGGAAGAGUUUACUGCUCUCGAUAAAACAGCCAACAUCUUAUCUGCGAUGGAUAAGAAGUUCUCAGCUAUACUAAAGCUGAUACCAUUCUUCCUGAAGCUUGACCUUGCUCGGGAUAAAGCGCCAUACAACUGGCGUCAGGUCCAUGAGUUGGCUCAGAAGCUAACUCGUUUGCUUGACUUUUCUCUAUAA